Molecule: messenger RNA, 4678 nt
Organism: Hydractinia symbiolongicarpus
Lineage: Eukaryota; Metazoa; Cnidaria; Hydrozoa; Anthoathecata; Hydractiniidae
Product: multidrug resistance-associated protein 1-like
Exons: 20
Coding region: 73-4509 (1478 amino acids)
Biological process (GO): transmembrane transport
Cellular component (GO): membrane
Molecular function (GO): protein binding; ATP binding; ATP hydrolysis activity
Source: RefSeq, a predicted model, not a curated record
UUGUAUUUUCGCUACAAUUGAUUUUAGCAAAACACAACAUAUAAAAAAAAGAAAAAGCACUAAUAUAACACUAUGAACAACAAGAAGAGACCAACAGUGCCACCCUCACAAAUUGUAGCAUUGUAUGAUUAUAAUCCACUAAAUGAUGAAGUUCAAGAUGCAAAUUUUCCUUCUUUCGCAUCGCCAGAAGUCAAUGUUCAACUUUCGUUUAAACGAGGCGAGACAUUAGAAGUAAUUAGUAAAACGCUUGAUUGGUGGCUGGUUUGUAAAUCAUCUGCACAUGGGAAAGAAGGAUAUGUACCAAGUGUUUAUUUUGCACCUUUGUGUAAUGUAUCAGUAUCAUGUGUAAAUGGAAAUGGAGAUUCGGAGCAUACUAAAUUGGUUCCAUGUGUUUUUGAUAAAUUCUUUGACUUAAAAUACUUUCCAAAUGCACCUGAAGCAAAAGCAAAGUUACCAUGUCCUGAAGAUUCUGCAAACAUUUUUUCAAGAAUUACAUUUUGGUGGAUGAAUAAUUUGAUAGUUACUGGUUUUAAGCGACCACUUGUGGAUACAGACGUCUGGGAAUUGCAGAAACAAAAGCAGACACAUACAGUACAUGAAAAGUUUAAUGUUGAAUGGAAGAAAGAGAUUGAAAAAUGGAAAAAUAGCCCAAUGAUUACUGAGAAGGUCAAAGAAAAAAAGAAAAAAGACAGCGAGGAAAAAGAAAGCCUAAUGGAAAAUGCUAACCAAACAUCCUCUGUAAGCGGUGAUGACAAACUAGAACCAAAAUUCAUAAAGAGACACCAAUAUAAACCAUCCAUCACUAAAAGUUUAGUCCGAGCUUUUGGAAAAAUUUAUGCUCUUGCAGCAUUUUUCAAAUUGAUACAUGAUAGUUUGCUGUUUGUGAGUCCGUUUUUAUUAGGGAAACUCAUCAAUUUUGUCAAACAGCCUGGUGAUGACAACACUUGGGGAUACAUAUACGCCUUGAUUUUGUUUGUGACAGUGACAUUCCAAUCUUUGGCUUUGCAUCAAUAUUUUCAAAAUGCAUUUACAACUGGAAUGUUGGUUAGAUCAGCUUUAUUGUCUGCUGUGUACAAAAAGAUGCUGAAAUUAAGCAAUGCUGGUCGUCAAGAAUUUACAGCAGGUAGCAUGGUGAACUUGAUGUCGGUGGAUGCACAGAAGGCAAAUGAAUUGAUGAUCUAUUUAAACUUGAUUUGGUCAGGACCAUUUCAAAUUUUAGUGGCUCUUGGAUUUCUCUACAAUCUAAUGGGUGUGUCUGUUAUUGCUGGCUUUGCAGUUUUGUUGUUAUUAAUGCCAUUGAAUAUUUGGGUUUCUUCAAUUGAAAAGAAAAUGCAUACAAAACAAAUGUUGCACAAGGAUGCUCGUAGCAAGCUUAUGAAUGAAGUUUUAGCUGGAAUCAAGGUCCUUAAACUUUAUGCUUGGGAGGAAAGCUUUAUAUCCAAAGUGAUGGGUUAUAGAAAUGAUGAACUAAAGCAGUUAAAGAAAGCUAUGUACUUAAAAGCAAAUUAUUCUUUUACACUUUCUUGUACUCCCUUUUUUGUUUCUUGUGCCACUUUUGCUGUGUAUGUUUUAAUUGGAAACGAUUUGACAGCUGAAAAGGCGUUUGUCUCCAUAGCUUUAUUCAACAUUAUCAGAUUUCCUUUGUUUAUUUUGCCUAUGGUGAUUUCAAAUAUAGCACAGUAUAUUGUGGCAGUAAAGCGGAUAUCAAAGUUUUUAAAAGGAGAAGAACUAGACACAACAGAUAUAACUAGAAUUGAACCGAGUAAUGAAUGUGAAAAUGCUAUCACUAUUAGAGAGGGUUCAUUUACCUGGACUGAGCCAGAGAAACCUGUUUUAACCGAAUUGAGUUUAAAUGUUCCCCGUGGUAGUUUAACAGCAAUUGUAGGACAGGUGGGAACAGGAAAAACUUCAUUGUUAUCUGCUAUAUUGGGUGAGAUUCGCAAAAUAAAUGGAGAAGUUUGCGUGCAAGGUAAUAUUGCGUAUGUUGCUCAACAAGCAUGGAUACAAAACCAAACAUUACGUGAAAAUGUUUUAUUUGGAAAAAGAUUUAACACGCAGAAAUAUCAAAACAUCAUAGAAGCUUGCUCCUUAAAAUCAGAUUUAGAUGUGCUACCUAUAGGUGAUAUGACUGAAAUUGGUGAGAAAGGUAUCAACUUAAGUGGUGGUCAAAAGCAGAGAGUAUCCCUAGCUCGAGCUGUGUAUAACAAUUCAGAUAUAUACUUACUUGACGAUCCACUGUCUGCCGUGGACGCACAUGUUGGAAAACAUAUUUUUGAAAACGUCAUUGGUCCUAAUGGUUUGCUGAAGAAUAAGACACGCCUACUGGUGACUCAUAAUUUGAGUUUUUUACCCCAAGUUGAUCAAAUCGUUGUGUUGAAGAAGCAUCACAUAUCUGAGGUUGGUACGUAUGAUGAGCUUGUAAGAAAUGAUGGUGAUUUUGCUGAGUUUCUACGAACCUAUCAUAGUGAAGGUGACAACGAGGAAGUACAAGAUAAUAUUGUCGUGGAUAGUCCGGUGAAACAAGCCAGCAAAGACAUCUUGGAUGUUCCGGAUGUUAAGAUAAAAGAUUCGUCAAGCAGCGAGAAGUUGUUAAAAAGCAAAGCUAUUACUGCCAGUACCUAUUCACUAUUUGAUGGUAUUGAUGGCAUAGCCACCGAGGAAACGGCUGUACAAGAACUUUUGCUGAGGCGUGAAGAAUUAGAUCGGCAAGACCAACAACUUUUUGGUUCCAUUAUUCAAGAGGAAACUUCAGAGACAGGGCGUGUAAAAAGUUCAGUAUUUGUAUCCUAUGCGAAAUCUAUUGGUGUUGUCAUCUCUAUAUUCGUUGUGUUGUUCGGCAUAGUAUCAGAAGCUCUUUUAAUUGGCUCCCGCAUAUGGCUGGCUGAGUGGAGCACUCAGACAAAUAUCACCAAUUCGGAGCGGGAUUUUUAUUUAGGUGUAUACGGUGGGUUAGGUCUAGGUCAAGGUUUGGCAGUUUUCGUUCAGGCAUAUGCUCUAGCAUUUGGCUCAAUUCUAGCAUCUAAGAAUUUACAUAACUCUUUGCUUUGGAAUGUCAUGCGAUGCCCGAUGUCAUUCUUUGAGACCACGCCCAUGGGUAGGAUUGUUAAUCGGUUCUCAAAGGAUAUCAACAUUAUUGACGAGAUCAUCCCACGAAGCACAAAAUCUUUCAUAACUACGUUUAUGACGAUGCUUGGAACAAUUUUUGUCAUCUCCUACUCAACUCCUAUAUUUGUGGCGGUGUUGGUGCCAAUCGCGUUGCUUUAUGUUCUCACUCAGCGUUUUUAUGUGGCUUCAUCUCGUCAGUUAAAACGCAUCGAAUCUGUAAAGCGCUCUCCCAUAUACAAUCACUUCUUUGAAAGCAUCAACGGUGCGAGCACGAUAAGAGCAUAUGGAAAGGAUGAAGAGUUUGUAGUUGAUAAUGAAAGUAAAAUUGAUGACAAUCAAGCUACAUAUUACCCCAGCGUUACAUCGAACAGAUGGCUUGCUAUGCGACUAGAGUUUUGUGGGAAUAUGAUCACUUUUUUUGCUGCUAUGUUUUGUAUAGUUCAACGAAACAAAAUUUCUGCAGGAAUGGUUGGAUUGUCAAUCUCUUACGCGUUACAGGUCACUCAAACGUUAAAUUGGCUAGUCCGUAUGACCAGUGAAAUUGAAACCAACAUUAUAUCAGUGGAAAGAGUGAAGGAAUACAUAGAAUGUCCCACUGAGGCUGCCGCUGUAGUUCCUGAAAACCGACCAAAGGAUGAAUGGCCUCAGACUGGUACAGUGACCUUUCAAGAUUAUUCUGUUCGAUAUAGACCUGAAUUGGAUUUAGUUCUAAAAAGAUUAAGUUUCAAUAUUGGUCCAACUGAGAAAAUAGGUGUAGUUGGUCGGACUGGUGCUGGCAAAUCUUCCACAGCGCUCGCUUUGUUUCGAAUCAUUGAAUCUGCUAGCGGUAGUAUAUCCAUUGAUGGGAUAGAUAUCUCAAGUAUUGGUCUGAAGGAUUUGCGAUCAAAAUUAACUAUUAUACCUCAGGAUCCUGUUUUGUUUUCGGGUUCUCUUCGUUUUAAUUUGGAUCCAUUCGAGCAGUUUACUGACGCUGAUUUGUGGAAUGUUUUAAAUGUUGCACAUUUGAGUACGUUUGUGAGUGAAUGUUCUGAUGGUUUGUCACAUGAAGUGGCUGAAGGAGGUGAAAAUUUGAGUGUUGGUCAACGUCAGCUUGUUUGUCUUGCGCGAGCUUUGCUUCGCAAAACUAAAAUCCUCGUCCUCGACGAAGCCACAGCUGCAGUUGACAUGGAAACCGAUGCUUUAAUUCAAGAGACGAUCAGGAAAGAAUUUAGUGACUGCACCAUUUUGACUAUAGCGCAUCGAUUGAACACCAUUUUGGAUUACGACAGAAUUUUGGUUUUGAGCGAAGGAAACAUUGCCGAAUUCGAUUCACCUACGAAUUUGCUAUCUACCAAGGGUAUAUUUUACGGAAUGGCAAAGGAUUCUGGUUUAGUUGGUCAAAGUGCAUCUAGUGGACCGGAAUAAAUGACCUGAAAUGACGUACGUUACUAAAACUGGAAUAUACUGAAACACGUGUUCAUAUCAUUUAUUUUAUUCAACAAUUUCUGAUGUUUCAGUUUGAUUCAAUAAAUAUGGCUGGGAAAAUGUUUAUUGUUAAAGAAGAUUUUUAACAUCAAAUUCAGCCAAUUCUUGA